Molecule: messenger RNA, 2620 nt
Organism: Apis florea (little honeybee)
Lineage: Eukaryota; Metazoa; Arthropoda; Insecta; Hymenoptera; Apidae
Gene: drn
Product: zinc finger AN1-type doctor no
Molecular function (GO): zinc ion binding; DNA binding
Source: RefSeq, a predicted model, not a curated record
UAUAUAUAUAUAUAUAUAUAUAUAUAUAUACAUAUACGCGUGUGUGUGCAAAUGAAAAUUCGUCAUGAAAAUCUGUGCAUCUGAUUUCUUUGAGGCAGUACAGAUGUGGUUGACGAUGUUUCUCAUCUAAUGUGAAUGUAUGGUGACACGCGGUCGUGAAGGAUCAACUGGAGAGCGAGCUGUGGCAAGACAAGAUUAACUAUCUCCUAUUUAGUUGAUUGCAACUUGCUCGAUAUUCUUUCGAGUAAUUGCAAAUAGGAUAAAAAUAAGAACUUGUUCAAUCAUUAAAGUUCUAUUGGAAUAAACAAGAAAAUGGAGCGAGAAUCUAAUCCUAUGCAAGCUCUAUGUCGCAGCGGUUGUGGAUUUUAUGGCUCUCCAGCCACAGAUGGCCUUUGUUCUCUUUGUUAUAAAGAAAAUCUAAAAAAGAAGCAGCAACCUCCUGUAUCAGCUGCCACUGUACCAACAUCACAGACCGUCUCUGGUAACGCUGGUACGUUGCAGGGCGGUUUUGGUAGUCCUGCAGCUACAGGAAAUACAGCCCAACCUACCAUUCCUACCAUACCUCAAUCAACAACAGAUCUACCCAAUCCCAAAGAAAUAAAUAGGGAGGAUCAAGAAAAUGAAGUAGGUGUAAGCAGUGGAGCGGUAGCAGAAGGAUCUGUGAGUAGUGGGGAUGCAGAUGAUUGCUUUGAUGGCAAAGAGACUGACAAAGAAUCUAAGAAGAAGAAAAAUCGUUGCGCCGUGUGUCGCAAAAAAGUUGGUCUGACGGGAUUUGAAUGUCGUUGUGGAGGACUGUUCUGCUCUGUGCAUCGAUACAGUGACAAGCAUGAUUGCAAAUUCGAUUAUAGAGAAAUGGGCGCUCAAGAGAUUCGGCGCAACAAUCCAGUUGUUGUUGGUGAAAAAGUGCAAAAAAUUUGAACUAUUUAGUGCGUAGAUCGUUGGGAAAAUGGUUAUAUAACUAUAUAAACAAAACAGAAUAUAAAACAAAAAAAACGGAGAAAAUCGAGAUAAAUUAUCUGGCAGCUGAUUGCACGUCGAGGGGCGAGACGGAUGAAUGUAAGGAUUGUGAACGAAAGGGAAUAGGAAAUUAGUAUGAAAGAGUAUGAGAGUAAGAGAGAGAACGAAACUGUAGUAAAUGUGUUAGAACAGUUAAGAAUGAAAGUAUGAAUUUGCGAGAGAGAUAGAAAAGAAAAACAUGAGAGAAUGAAAAUUUGAAAGAAAAAAAUUGGUUUGUACAUGAUAUGCAAAUAUAUAGGAUUGCCGAAAGUAUAGACGAAAUUUUCCGAAGGAAGAAUGAAACAUAAAUAGAAAAGAAAGAUUAAAACGAAAAGCAAAAAAAGAAAAACAAACAAAGAAAUAGAAAUUAGAGUGCGUGCCGCGUGUACGAAUGCUUUGAGAAAAUUUUUGGAUGUUAGUGCCAUGUCAGAUUGUCAUCUAAGCGAGAGUUUUAAUCGAGAAUAUAUUUGGUUCUAACUGCUGCCAGCUUACUUAUUACCUUAUUAUUAUCUAUUACGAUUUAUUAUUAUUUUAUCUUAUGUUUAUUAAUUUACUUAAAAAAAAAAAUGCAAAAUUCGUGUAUGGAAGUGUUUGUUUUUUCUUUUUUUUUUCUUUUUUCUUUUCUUCUUUUUUUUUUAGAUUUAGCUUUAGGAAUAAAAAAUAUGAGAAUUCUUGGUGCAGUCUUGGUCAUGUUCUGAGACGUCUCAUCGGGAGUUCUGGGUUUUUGAAUCAAGAGAGAGAGAGCGAAAGAAAGAAAGAAACAAAGAAAAUUUUUUAUAUGUAUAUAAUCUAUAUUUCUCUCUCUCUCUGUUUCGUUCGUAAUGUCUAAAAAGAAAAAAGGGGGAAUGUUGCUUAGGUAAUGGCUGACGUUGAUGGGUGAUCACAAUCCUAGGUUAAUAAUUAGUCUAAUAAUUAUUAAGUAUAUUAGUCUAUUGAUUCAUAAAUAAUGCAAUGAAGUAUAAGUAGUACUGUGUGUUUAUGUCCAAUUUCACGUGAAUAUAACCAAUUAUUCCUUAUUAAAUAUGUUUCAAACUAUAUCGCAAAUCAAUUAUUUAUGCCAUGUGUUUAUGAAUCAUCAUAAAAAAAGAAAAAACAAAAUAGAGAUGUAAUAUUCAUCUAAUUAUCAGAAUAAUAUUUUCAAAAUAAAAUUAGGUUGUGUCACGUGAUUCAUUCAGUCGGUUUUCUUGUUUUUUUUUUUUUUCUAUUCUUCUAAAUAAAAUUAUUAUAUUGGUGCUAAAAUACACUUUGUACGAUGAAACGUCUAAAGAUCAGCCAGAUACAAAAACAAAAGAAAAAUAAUAACAAACGAGAGGCCCCUCGACGAAGGGACGACUAUCGCCCUAUUAUAUCGAUUAAUAAAAGAAGUAUUUCUCCGUUUGUCUUAACCAUUUCCUUCCGUGUUGCAAUACUUUUUAACAAAACAAAAAGAAAAAAAAAUCAUAAAAAAGGAAAACACAUGAAAGAAACGUAAGUUUCAAUCUUUUGUUCAGCGUGUCUCUGACUCUUAAACUAGAUCGUAGUUGAGAAAAAGAGAAAGAAGUUGCUGUAGGUAUUGAGUUUUAUGUCGCUUCUAUUAAAAAAACUCAAAAAUUGUUGCACGAAGCAAUUUGUUGUAAAAGAAAAA